AUGAUACAACAUGCGUCAGCCUAUACCAUACUGGAGAAACUGGGUAGCCUAAGACAAGACGAAGUCCCGAUUACAAGACAAGCUGACAAGCUAGCAAACAUUCGCGAACAUAUACGAAAGAACCUUGAGUUAGCGCAAGACAGAGCAGCUAACACGUACAACAAACGUACGCGAGUUGUGAAUUACCGGGAAGGACAAGAAGUAUUCCGGAAAAACUUCGCUCUUAGCAAUUUUAAGCAAGGCGUAAAUGUUAAAUUCUUGCCUAAAUAUAUCAAGUGUCGUGUUCUGCGAAAGAUAGGCAAUGCUUUGUACGAUUUAGAGGACUUGAAUGGCAAACCAAUCGAAUUACGAAAACCACCCUGA
Rhagoletis pomonella (apple maggot) is the source of this 363-nucleotide messenger RNA. RefSeq lists its product as uncharacterized. Bases 1 to 363 code for a protein of 120 amino acids. The record is from RefSeq and is a predicted model, not a curated record. The transcript has 2 exons. Lineage: Eukaryota; Metazoa; Arthropoda; Insecta; Diptera; Tephritidae.